GGUCUCUUCGCCAUUGAUUUCAUGCCAUUUUGGUUGGAGCGUCAAAUGUACAAUAAAACUACACCAGGCCUGGGCGACAUGGUAUCUGUAGCAGUAAAGAUACUUUCAAGGAAUCCCAAGGGCUUUGUUCUGCUCGCUGAAGGCGGCCGUAUUGACCACGCUCAUCACGUCAAUCUUGCGCAGCUCGCUUUGCAGGAGACCAUGGAAUUUGAAGGUGUUGUUAAGAAGGUAGCGAAAAGUCUUCCCGAAAAUGAGACGCUUAUCGUCGUUACGGCAGAUCAUUCUCACACUUUAAAUAUUGCUGGUCACCCACCUCGCGGAACAAACAUAUUGGGUUUUGGCGGUAAGACAGAGACCAAAACACCUGUCGAAUACACAAUUCUUUCCUACGGCGUUGGACCAGGAGGAUAUAGACCACUCGUGAAUGUGACAAUGCAAAACACAACGGACAUUUACUUCAUGCAGCAAGCGGCCUUUCCGACCAAGUUUGCUCCUCAUGGGGGUGAAGACGUGGCCGUGUACGCUACGGGGCCUUGGGCACAUCUCUUCACUGGUGUCCAAGACCAGACAUUCAUUCCAUACGCCAUGGCCUAUGCAGCUUGCAUAGGACAGUUCAAUGGUACCGAGUGCCAUCAGUGCAAGAGGUCAACAAAGUAGUGUCGAUAAAAAUUGAUUUUGUGUGAG
Rhipicephalus sanguineus (brown dog tick) is the source of this 684-nucleotide messenger RNA. RefSeq names its product alkaline phosphatase-like. NCBI's taxonomy places the organism in Eukaryota, Metazoa, Arthropoda, Arachnida, Ixodida, Ixodidae. Bases 22 to 657 code for a protein of 211 amino acids. The record is from RefSeq and is a predicted model, not a curated record. Gene Ontology annotation, molecular function: alkaline phosphatase activity. Gene Ontology annotation, biological process: dephosphorylation. The transcript is spliced from 4 exons.